Messenger RNA from Bombyx mori (domestic silkworm), 14980 nucleotides. RefSeq lists its product as uncharacterized. The record is from RefSeq and is a predicted model, not a curated record. Gene Ontology annotation, molecular function: nucleic acid binding. Bases 7782 to 12992 code for a protein of 1736 amino acids. The transcript is spliced from 2 exons. Gene Ontology annotation, biological process: DNA integration. NCBI's taxonomy places the organism in Eukaryota, Metazoa, Arthropoda, Insecta, Lepidoptera, Bombycidae.
AUAUAAUAAUUUUAUUUUUUACUUAAUAUAAUUUAUUGUGGGAUGAACGGAUUUCAUAUGGCGACUUAGACUGCAAAUUGAGCUCGACAAUAAUGUUAAUAUACGAGAGCAGUAGAUGCAUUGUUUUGACGCGAUAUCCUCAAAGUGCAUCCAAGGAGGACUGUACUUUCAUUUAGACGCCGUUAUUUCUUUCACUUAUUAAACACGCAUUAAAACAAAUAAUUAAACUAUCUUCAAACAAGUGCUUAAGUAAUUCAAAUCAAACCCAAAAAUUAAUAUGAAAUAUUACUAAACAAUUACGAGCGACUAGCGAUUUUACAAAAGUUGCGAAUAAAAAAUUAAGUAAGUACUUGCGGGGAGCUACCGGCUGGCCGCAUGAAAAAUAUAAACACAAAUACCUAUAUUAAAAUUCAGACGUACCAUAGGUAUAAAAAUGUACCUAGCGGCCAGGACAUACGGUUCAAAAUCACUAGGAAUAAUUCCGUGUCGCUUGCUCAUUUAUUUUGCGUCGAUCGGUCUGUCUCGCUCGCUCUGUUCCGUUCGUGUAUUAAGCAACAUUACACGACAAAGAAAGAAACAUGUUGGGUGAUAGUGUGAUGUUUGUUUCCUUCGCGUAAUGUGUGAUGUUGCAUUACAUCGUAGAGUAAUAUUACCCGAGUAAUAUCACUCGCAUUACUUACACAUGUCUAAUAGAUAGUCAGUUGAGCGUGUAAUUUUAAAAAUAAUAUUCAUGGAAAUUCAUGGAUUUAAGUGCCCACUGAGCUCUUCAGGCAAGAUAUAUUGUUGACCCUAUUGCUGUGUUGCUGCUAUACAAGGUAAAUCAACAGAGAUCCUGUCAUCAAACAUUCUUAGCUACUCACUUAAUUCUUAGUGAAUAUCUGUGACCUUGCUCGUUCACGAAGCCCGCUAUAGAAAGCAGAGUAUUAAAUACACUUGACGUUGGCGAAAUCUAAAAGGAAACGCCAUAAACCUAAGAGAUAGAGAGUACACAUGUGCUUCAACAUUUUAUUCCUCUUCCAUAGAAAAAAUUAAACAUAAUGUAGUUGUAAAUGAGAAAAAUAGUUUAUUAUUCAUGUACCCGUUAUUGGGUGAUGCAUUCUGUUUUCUUUUUCAAGGCCGUUCCAUUUUGAUUUCGCCAAAGUUUAUAGAGUGUGGUUUUGGUUAUGCCCAGAUGUCUUUUGGUGUGGUUUGGACUCUUGUUUGUUGGGUGGGCUUCGUGAUUGCACACACUACAUUCUAUUGAAAAUUUUGCUGUCAUAUUUUGAAAAUAUGAUAUGGCAAUAUUUAAUUCUUUGAGAGUCGUGAUAGGAUUCUAUUCUGAAGUUCGACGUCAGUUUCUUUGACAGGGACCGAUUUACUACAUUCUAUUAAAAGACUUUAUGUGUCAUAUUUUGAAAAUCUUUUAUGUCAAUAUUUAAUUCUUUGAGAGUCGUGAUGGGAUUCUAAUCUGAAGUUCGAUGUCAAUUUUGUUGACGGGGACUGUUUGCGAGUACACAUGUGCAUCAAAUUUUAUUCUUCUUCUAUAGAACAAAUGAAACGUAAUGAAGUUGAAAAUGAGAAAAAUCCUUUAUUAUUCAUGUUCCCGUUAUUGGGUGAUCUUUUACUACAUUCUAUUGAAAAAUUUUGUGUCAUAUUUUGAAAAGGUUUUAUGUCAAUAUUUAAUUCUUUGAGAGUCGUGAUGGGAUUCUAUUUUGAAGUUCGAUGUCAAUUUUGUUGACGGGGGACUGUUUGCGAGUACACAUGUGCAACAAAUUUUAUUCUUCUUCUAUAGAAAAAAUUAAACAUAAUGAAGUUGAAAAUGAAAAAAAUCGUUUAUUAUUCAUGUUUCCGUUAUUGGUAGAUCUUUUACUACAUCCUAUACAAAAAUUUGUUGCCAUAGUUUAAAAAUGUAUCAUGUUUUUUUUUUUUUUUGAGAAUCCUGAUAGGUUUCUGUCCUUAAGUUUGAUAUCAGUUUUGUUGACGGGGGACUGUUUGCGAGUACACAUGUGCUGUGAAUUUUAUUCUUCUUCUAAUAAACAAAUUGAACGUAAUGAAGGUUAAAAUGAGGAAGAUCGUUUAUUAUUCAUGUUCCCGUUAUUGGGUGAUCUUUUACUACAUUCUAUUGAAAAAUUUUGUGUCAUAUUUUGAAAAGGUUUUAUGUCAAUAUUUAAUUCUUUGAGAGUCGUGAUGGGAUUCUAUUUUGAAGUUCGAUGUCAAUUUUGUUGACGGGGGACUGUUUGCGAGUACACAUGUGCCAUGAAUUUUAUUCCUCUUUUAUAGAACAAAUUAAACGUAAUGAAGUUGAAAAUGAGCAAAAUCAUUUAUUAUUCAUGUACUCGUUAUUGGUAGAUCUUUUACUACAUCCUAUUGAAAAAUUUGUUGCCAUAUUUUGAAAAUGUGUUAUGGCAAUAUUGUUGUUUCUGAGAAUUGUGAUAGGAUUCUAUUCUUAAGUUCGAUAUCAGAUUUGUUGACAGGGACCGAUUGAGAGUACCCAUGUGCGUUUACAUUUUAAUCCUCUUCUAAAGAACUAAUUGAACGUAAUAAAGUUAAAAAUGAGAAAAAUCAUUUAUUAUUCAUGUACUCGUUAUUGGUAGAUCUUUUACUACAUCUUAUUGAAAAAUUUGUUGCCAUAUUUUGAAAAUGUGUUAUGGCAAUAUUGUUGUUUCUGAGAAUUGUGAUAGGAUUCUAUUCUUAAGUUCGAUAUCAGUUUUGUUGACAGGGGACUGUUUGCGAGAACACAUGUGCUGUGAAUUUUAUUCCUCUUCUAAUAAACAAAUUGAACGUAGUGAAGGUUAAAAUGAGAAAAAUCGUUUAUUAUUCAUGUUCCCGUUAUUAGAUCAUCUUGUACUACAUUCUAUUGAAAAACUUGUUGCCAUAUUUUGAAAAUGUGUCAUGGCAACAUUAUUUUUUUGAGAAUCCUCAUAGGAUUCUAUUCUUAAGUUUGAUAUCAGUUUUGUUGACAGGGGACUGUUUGCGAGUACACAUGUGCUGUGAAUUUUAUUCCUCUUCUAAUAAACAAAUUGAACGUAGUGAAGGUUAAAUUGAGAAAAAUCGUUUAUUAUUCAUGUUUCCGUUAUUGAGUGAUCUUUUACUACAUUCUAUUGAAAAACUUUGUGUCAUAUUUUGAAAAGGUUUUAUGUCAAUAUUUAAUUCUUUUAGAGUCGUGAUGGGAUUCUAUUUUGAAGUUCGAUGUCAAUUUUGUUGACGGGGGACUGUUUGCGAGUACACAUGUGCUAUGAAUUUUAUUCCUCUUUUAUAGAACAAAUUAAACGUAAUGAAGUUGAAAAUGAGAAAAAUCAUUUAUUAUUCAUGUACUCGUUAUUGGUAGAUCUUUUACUACAUCCUAUUGAAAAAUUUGUUGCCAUAUUUUGAAAAUGUGAAAUGGCAAUAUUUUUGUUUCUGAGAAUCAUGAUAGGAUUCUCUUAAGUUCGAUAUCAGUUUUGUUGACGGGUACUGUUUGCGAGUACACAUGUGCUGUAAAUUUUAUUCCUCUUCUAUAGAACAAAUUAAACGUAAUGAAGUUUAAAAUGAGAAAAAUCGUUUAUUAUUCAUGUUCCCGUUAUUGGGUGAUCUUUUACUACAUUCUAUUGAAAAACUUUGUGUCAUAUUUUGAAAAGGUUUUAUGUCAAUAUUUAAUUCUUUUAGAGUCGUGAUGGGAUUCUAUUUUGAAGUUCGAUGUCAAUUUUGUUGACGGGGGACUGUUUGCGAGUACACAUGUGCUAUGAAUUUUAUUCCUCUUUUAUAGAACAAAUUAAACGUAAUGAAGUUGAAAAUGAGAAAAAUCCUUUAUUAUUCAUGUUCCCGUUAUUGGGUGAUCUUUUACUACAUUCUAUUGAAAAAUUUUGUGUCAUAUUUUGAAAAGGUUUUAUGUCAAUAUUUAAUUCUUUGAGAGUCGUGAUGGGAUUCUAUUUUGAAGUUCGAUGUCAAUUUUGUUGACGGGGGACUGUUUGCGAGUACACAGGUGCAACAAAUUUUAUUCUUCUUCUAUAGAAAAAAUUAAACAUAAUGAAGUUGAAAAUGAAAAAAAUCGUUUAUUAUUCAUGUUUCCGUUAUUGCUAGAUCUUUUAUUACAUCCUAUUGAAAAAUUUGUUGCCAUAUUUUGAAAAUGUGAAAUGGCAAUAUUUUUGUUUCUGAGAAUCAUGAUAGGAUUCUCUUAAGUUCGAUAUCAGUUUUGUUGACGGGUACUGUUUGCGAGUACACAUGUGCUGUAAAUUUUAUUCCUCUUCUAUAGAACAAAUUAAACGUAAUGAAGUUUAAAAUGAGAAAAAUCGUUUAUUAUUCAUGUUCCCGUUAUUGGGUGAUCUUUUACUACAUUCUAUUGAAAAACUUUGUGUCAUAUUUUGAAAAGGUUUUAUGUCAAUAUUUAAUUCUUUUAGAGUCGUGAUGGGAUUCUAUUUUGAAGUUCGAUGUCAAUUUUGUUGACGGGGGACUGUUUGCGAGUACACAUGUGCUAUGAAUUUUAUUCCUCUUUUAUAGAACAAAUUAAACGUAAUGAAGUUGAAAAUGAGAAAAAUCCUUUAUUAUUCAUGUUCCCGUUAUUGGGUGAUCUUUUACUACAUUCUAUUGAAAAAUUUUGUGUCAUAUUUUGAAAAGGUUUUAUGUCAAUAUUUAAUUCUUUGAGAGUCGUGAUGGGAUUCUAUUUUGAAGUUCGAUGUCAAUUUUGUUGACGGGGGACUGUUUGCGAGUACACAGGUGCAACAAAUUUUAUUCUUCUUCUAUAGAAAAAAUUAAACAUAAUGAAGUUGAAAAUGAAAAAAAUCGUUUAUUAUUCAUGUUUCCGUUAUUGGUAGAUCUUUUACUACAUCCUAUACAAAAAUUUGUUGCCAUAGUUUAAAAAUGUAUCAUGUUUUUUUUUUUUUUUUUGAGAAUCCUGAUAGGUUUCUGUCCUUAAGUUUGAUAUCAGUUUUGUUGACGGGGGACUGUUUGCGAGUACACAUGUGCUGUGAAUUUUAUUCUUCUUCUAAUAAACAAAUUGAACGUAAUGAAGGUUAAAAUGAGGAAGAUCGUUUAUUAUUCAUGUUCCCGUUAUUGGGUGAUCUUUUACUACAUUCUAUUGAAAAAUUUUGUGUCAUAUUUUGAAAAGGUUUUAUGUCAAUAUUUAAUUCUUUGAGAGUCGUGAUGGGAUUCUAUUUUGAAGUUCGAUGUCAAUUUUGUUGACGGGGGACUGUUUGCGAGUACACAUGUGCCAUGAAUUUUAUUCCUCUUUUAUAGAACAAAUUAAACGUAAUGAAGUUGAAAAUGAGAAAAAUCAUUUAUUAUUCAUGUACUCGUUAUUGGUAGAUCUUUUACUACAUCCUAUUGAAAAAUUUGUUGCCAUAUUUUGAAAAUGUGUUAUGGCAAUAUUGUUGUUUCUGAGAAUUGUGAUAGGAUUCUAUUCUUAAGUUCGAUAUCAGAUUUGUUGACAGGGACCGAUUGAGAGUACCCAUGUGCGUUUACAUUUUAAUCCUCUUCUAAAGAACUAAUUGAACGUAAUAAAGUUAAAAAUGAGAAAAAUCAUUUAUUAUUCAUGUACUCGUUAUUGGUAGAUCUUUUACUACAUCUUAUUGAAAAAUUUGUUGCCAUAUUUUGAAAAUGUGUUAUGGCAAUAUUGUUGUUUCUGAGAAUUGUGAUAGGAUUCUAUUCUUAAGUUCGAUAUCAGUUUUGUUGACAGGGGACUGUUUGCGAGAACACAUGUGCUGUGAAUUUUAUUCCUCUUCUAAUAAACAAAUUGAACGUAGUGAAGGUUAAAAUGAGAAAAAUCGUUUAUUAUUCAUGUUCCCGUUAUUAGAUCAUCUUGUACUACAUUCUAUUGAAAAACUUGUUGCCAUAUUUUGAAAAUGUGUCAUGGCAACAUUAUUUUUUUGAGAAUCCUCAUAGGAUUCUAUUCUUAAGUUUGAUAUCAGUUUUGUUGACAGGGGACUGUUUGCGAGUACACAUGUGCUGUGAAUUUUAUUCCUCUUCUAAUAAACAAAUUGAACGUAGUGAAGGUUAAAUUGAGAAAAAUCGUUUAUUAUUCAUGUUUCCGUUAUUGAGUGAUCUUUUACUACAUUCUAUUGAAAAACUUUGUGUCAUAUUUUGAAAAGGUUUUAUGUCAAUAUUUAAUUCUUUUAGAGUCGUGAUGGGAUUCUAUUUUGAAGUUCGAUGUCAAUUUUGUUGACGGGGGACUGUUUGCGAGUACACAUGUGCUAUGAAUUUUAUUCCUCUUUUAUAGAACAAAUUAAACGUAAUGAAGUUGAAAAUGAGAAAAAUCAUUUAUUAUUCAUGUACUCGUUAUUGGUAGAUCUUUUACUACAUCCUAUUGAAAAAUUUGUUGCCAUAUUUUGAAAAUGUGAAAUGGCAAUAUUUUUGUUUCUGAGAAUCAUGAUAGGAUUCUCUUAAGUUCGAUAUCAGUUUUGUUGACGGGUACUGUUUGCGAGUACACAUGUGCUGUAAAUUUUAUUCCUCUUCUAUAGAACAAAUUAAACGUAAUGAAGUUUAAAAUGAGAAAAAUCGUUUAUUAUUCAUGUUCCCGUUAUUGGGUGAUCUUUUACUACAUUCUAUUGAAAAACUUUGUGUCAUAUUUUGAAAAGGUUUUAUGUCAAUAUUUAAUUCUUUUAGAGUCGUGAUGGGAUUCUAUUUUGAAGUUCGAUGUCAAUUUUGUUGACGGGGGACUGUUUGCGAGUACACAUGUGCUAUGAAUUUUAUUCCUCUUUUAUAGAACAAAUUAAACGUAAUGAAGUUGAAAAUGAGAAAAAUCAUUUAUUAUUCAUGUACUCGUUAUUGGUAGAUCUUUUACUACAUCCUAUUGAAAAAUUUGUUGCCAUAUUUUGAAAAUGUGAAAUGGCAAUAUUUUUGUUUCUGAGAAUCAUGAUAGGAUUCUCUUAAGUUCGAUAUCAGUUUUGUUGACGGGUACUGUUUGCGAGUACACAUGUGCUGUAAAUUUUAUUCCUCUUCUAUAGAACAAAUUAAACGUAAUGAAGUUUAAAAUGAGAAAAAUCGUUUAUUAUUCAUGUUCCCGUUAUUGGGUGAUCUUUUACUACAUUCUAUUGAAAAACUUGUAUGUGUCAUAUUUUGAAAAUGUUUUAUGUCAAUAUUUAAUUAUUUGAGAGUCGUGAUAGGAUUCUAUUCUGAAGUUCGACGUCAGUUUCUUUGACAGGGACCGAUUGAGAGUACCCAUGUGCUUUUACAUUUCAAUCUUCUUCUAAAGAACUAAUUGAACGUUAUAAUGUUAAAAAUGAGAAAAAUCGUUUAUUAUUCAUGUGUCCGUUAUUGGGUGAUCUUGUACUACAUUCUAUUGAAAAACUUGAUGCCAUAUUUUGAAAAUGUGUUAUGGCAAAUGUUGAAUUUUUUAAGAAUCAUGAUAGGAUUCUAUUCUGAAGUUCGAUGUCAAUUUUGUUGACGGGAGACUGUUUGCGAGUACACAUGUGCUAUGAAUUUUAUUUCUAUUUUAUGAACAAAUUAAACGUAAUGAAGCUGAAAAUGAGAAAAAUCGUUUAUUAUUCAUGUUCCCAUUAUUGGGUGAUCUUUUACUACAUUCUAUUGAAAAACUUUGUGUCAUUGUCGUGGCGUGCAACCUCUUUGACAAGACAUAAAACCUAUAAUGACUAGACAUAGACAGACUAAGACAGACAUUUGAAAAUAAUUCAAAAAUAAAUGGAACGAGGGCGUACGUGACCAGCAGCGACGCAGUACAUUUUUUGACUUCUGAAAAGACAGACAUACAAAAAGACGAAACAGAACGAAUAAUAAUUGACCGUUCUUAUAUAAGAUGUUCAAGUGACCUUCGACCGUUCAAGUAGUCAUUCGACCGUUCAAGUGGUCCUUCGAGCAAAAAGACAAGUUCUAUGGUGAAGACAAGACUAGGAACAGACACCGACAUGGCGACGUCUUCGACAAAUGGUACGACCGCCGCUGCUGACCAGACCGGGCGAGACCGACAGUCCGUCCACAGCAGUCGCGCACCGUCACCGACCCCGUCUGUCCGGUCCACCGUCUCCAGUGCAAUGACUCAGAUUCGACGACAAAAACUAAUACAACUAAAGUUGGACGCUGCCGAACAACGCGCACGACUACACCUGCAGCUUCUGGAGGAAAAACUAGCCAUCGAAAGUCAGGCCCUAGAAGAGGAAGAAGAUCCGCAACUGACAUGCAAUCUACCAGGUAACUCUCAAACAUUACCAAACGCACAUGACGUAAGAUUACCGGCUUGCUGUCAGCAAAAUUCAGAAGAGAAUGAGCUAGCAAACUGCGUAACUAAGCUCCUCGCAAGACAGUCAAGUACUCGAGAAUUGCCUACGUUCUCUGGUGAGCCCGAGGAAUGGUCUCUUUUUUAUAGUCAAUUUACAUCGACAACAAAAUUAUGCGGCUAUAGCGAUGACGAGAAUAUAGCCCGACUCGCGCGAUGUUUGAAGGGACGAGCACGUGACGCAGUGUACGCGCUUCUUGUUAGCGCUAGCAAUCUCGAUCGCAUUAUCAGCACAUUAAAAUUACGUUUCGGCCGACCAGAAAAUAUCAUCGAAAUUUUAUUGAAUAAAAUUCAUGCAAUACGUGACAUACGUCACGACGACAUAGACCGUCUAAUAGAGUUCGCGACGGCUGUGCAAAAUGUCACGGCGACUAUGAAAUCAACCGAAGAAAUAGGACAUUUAAUGAAUCCAACGUUAAUACGAGAAAUUGUCAGUAAGCUGCCAUCGACGUUACGAUAUCAAUGGGCGAUACAUGCAGCGAGCUUAGGCGUGAAGACCGUCACGCUGUCACAUAUAUCGGAGUGGCUUAUGACAAUGGCCAACGCUGCUUCAUUCAUCAGUCCUCUGACCACCAAGACGUCUAGUGAUGUGAAACCACCGACCAGACCGGAUCCUAGACUUUGGAGACCAGCAGUGAUGGCGACGACUCCAACGGCAGUAAAUUUAUCCUGUACUCUUUGCGGCGAUGCGCAUGACAUACAAAGCUGUGAGAGGUUCAUACAGAUGACGACAGACGAUCGUUGGAGAUUCGUAACUGAGAAGAAGUUGUGUUUUUCAUGUUUGUCCAGCCGACAUCAAUUAAGGGCUUGUGAAAAAAAGACGAAGUGUGCUGUUCGCGACUGCAUGAGGGUUCAUCACACUUUGCUCCACGCUGUGCGACGCGUCAUGAAGAUUGAUAAUGCUGUCAACCACACGGACAAUACCGUUAAUACUCUCAACAGUGCGGAUCGGCAUGUAUUUUUAAAAGUGGUUCCAGUUGUAGUAUCCGGAGCGAAAGGUGACGUGCUGACCUAUGCACUUUUAGACGAGGGAGCAGCAGUGACACUCGUGAACUCGUCACUUCUGGAGAGAGCUGGCAUCACUGGACCGACGUCGAGCCUUCGCAUCCGCGGCGCGUCCGGCAUGACAACCAUCGAACCGAACUCUAGACUAGUUUCUUUUAAUAUUCGCGGAGUAAAUGUAUCAAAUGUAUAUAAUGUAAAUAGUGCACGUUCUGUAAAUAAUCUUAAUAUAUGUGUAGAUAGUUUUAGAUAUAAGAAAAUUGUAAACAAAUAUCCGUGGGUGACUGACUAUGUAACUGACUAUGACAUACGGCCUGACAUGAUUGAACUUCUUAUUGGACAAGACAACAUUGAUUUGAUUAUUACUAGACAGAUAAUACAAAGACAUAAGACUGGACCAAUAGUUUCUAAGACUGACUUAGGCUACGUAGUUCAUGGAAAUGUAGGACUGGGUAGUGUACCAGACGAUGCAACUGUUUUACAUUCUUGUCGUUGCGACGAACUAUACGAGCUGGUCAAGCAGUCUUUCUCCACAGACUCGUUUGGCGUUAAGCAGACUAACGACUUUCCUCGUUCUCGAGAGGAUCAGCUAGCGCUGAGCAUCAUGGAGCGAACCACUAAGCUCUUACCCGAAGGCAGGUGGGAGACUGGCCUGCUUUGGAAGUCUGACGAUCUUCAGCUGCCGGACAGCCUACCGUUGGCUAUGAGCCGACUCAACGGUGUCCAGAAGAAAAUGGUGAGGUACCCAGAGUUUGCUUCUCAGUACAGGUCUAAGAUAGAAGAGAAUUUGGACAAAGGGUACAUCACGAAAAUUCAACCAGGAGAUCCUGCGACUAGGAUCUGGUACUUGCCGCAUUUUGCAGUCUUCAACCCCAACAAACCGAACAAGCUGCGGAUUGUUUUAGACUGUGCUGCGAAGUCUGGUGGUAAGUCAUUUAAUGAUUUCCUACUGCGAGGACCUGACUUUUUGACAUCACUACCAGCAGUCUUAUUAAAGUUCCGGACAGGAAAGUUUGCUGUGACAGCGGACAUACAGGAAAUGUUCCACAGAGUUCUCAUCCGACCGGAAGAUAGACAUGCUCAGAGAAUUUUGUGGGAUGGCGAAACUUACAUCAUGAACGUCAUGACCUUUGGUGCUGUAUGCUCGCCGUCAUCAGCACAAUUUGUUAAAAAUAUAAAUGCUCGUAGGUAUGAGACGACAAAACCUGAAGCAUAUAAAGCAAUUGUUGAUCACCACUAUGUCGAUGAUUAUAUCCACUCUUUCGAUCAUGAAGAUGAUCUGAUCCGGGUGGUGGAUGACGUGGUACACAUUCAUGUUUCAGGUGGGUUUAACUUACGUAAUUUUGUAUCGAACUCAAAACGUUUACUAGCUCAUUUACCGGCUGAGAAACUUGCCCCGAGCUGUCUGAAAAUCCUCUCAGACGUUAAAGAUGACCAGGUUGAAAGAGUACUCGGAGUGCGUUGGGAUCGAGAGACUGACGAAUUUCUAUUUCAUUUGAAGUUCCCGAAGGUGAGCGAAGCUAUUAAGACAGGCAUUAAAAGACCGACUAAACGCGAAGUGAUGAGACUUAUUAUGUCUCUAUUUGACCCGUUAGGUUUUUUGCUUUACGUCACCGUGAAGGGUCGUAUUCUGCUGCAGACCAUAUGGAAGUCAAAUGUUGGUUGGGAUGACGAAGUUGAGCUUAGCCAGUUUGAAAAAUGGCAGUCUUGGUUGACUGAGCUUCAAAAGACCAGUGAAUUCAGGACUCCACGUUGGUUGUUUAACGACGGAUGUGGCAAGCAAGAACCGCCAGAACUUCAUAUUUUUUGCGAUGCAAGCAGCAAAGCUUUCGCCAGUGUGGCAUAUUUACGAGACAAAACGACUGAUGGCAAAUGGCACGUGUCUUUUGUCAUUGCACGCGCACGUGUUGCACCUCUUAAAGUGAUGAGUAUCCCUCGACUUGAGCUACAAGCUGCGCUUAUGGGUGCAAGACUAGCUCACACUUUGAAGAAAAAUAUAGACGUGAGUACCGUGACCUACUGGUCUGACUCAAAGACCGUGUUAAGUUGGCUUAGGUCUGACAGUGGCCGUUUCAAGCCUUUCGUAGCCCAUCGCGUCAGUGAGAUUUCUGAGCUGACUGAGGUCAGUCACUGGAGGUGGGUACCUUCAGGACUAAAUGCUGCAGAUGACGCCACAAGGGAGACUGUUGCCGAGGACAACACACGAUGGAUGAAUGGACCGUCAUUUCUACGUGAGCCCAAAGAGACCUGGCCACAAGAUGAUUCUGUCAUAAGUCUGGACCCUGACGACGUCGAGGUUAAGGUUAACACCAUUACUCUAAUGACUGUAGAGCUACCCGAUGACAGUCGUUUUUCCCGAUACUGGAGACUUAUCAGGAGCACCGCUUGGUUUAUGCGUGCAGUACACAACUGGAUGCACAAGAGUAGCAAGCGACACGGUGAGUUGACAGCCGACGAAGUUAAAGUAGCGGAGCUAAUCUGGAUUAGAGAAAGCCAAAGACGAAUGUUCUCAGACGAUAUAGAAAGUGUCAAGAAAACCGGACAAGUGAAGCGAGAUUCUCCGCUCCGUCAGCUUACACCAUUUUUAGACAAGGACGGCAUCCUCCGUGUUCGUGGGAGGAUCUGCAGAGCAGAUGGUGAUAACGAUUUCAGGCACCCUAUAAUUUUGAAUCCAAAAGACAAAUAUGUCAAAUUACAACUUAUGCAGUAUCACGUGGACUCAGCACAUAAUGGACGCGAACGUGUGCUGCAUGAAGUGAGACGACGAUUCUGGAUAAUAAAUGGACGUAAUGCAGUAAAGAUGACAUGGAAUGACUGUCAGUUCUGCAAGAACAGUCGUGCGAAGCCCUCGCCACCACUCAUGGCUGAUUUACCAGAUGUUAGAUUGAAGGAGGUCAGUCGACCUUUCACUUACACCGGGUUAGAUUAUUUCGGUCCAAUUAUAGUGAAGGUUGGACGUAGACACGAGAAAAGAUGGGUAGCACUAUUUACAUGUCUGACAGUUCGCUCUAUCCAUCUGGAGUUGGUUCACGAUUUGACAACCAGCUCCGUGUUGAUGAGCCUCAGACGGCUGAUAGCGAGACGAGGCUGUCCAAGUAUUAUUUUCAGCGACAACGCGACUACCUUUCGUGGGGCUGACCGUGAACUGAAGCGAGCUGUACAAGCUAUCGACAAAGACGAACUCAUCACCUUCGGUAGCCUCCGACACUUGGAGUGGCGAUUCAUAGCCCCUGACGCACCUCAUAUGGGUGGAUGCUGGGAGCGGCUCGUGAGAUCCGUCAAAACAAGCUUGCGAGUAACGCUCAAGACCAGAACACCUAACGAUCAGACUUUAAUGACACUCCUGGCUGAGGCUGAAUUCAUGGUGAAUUCAAGACCACUGACAUACGUACCUCUUGAUUUUGACGACGACUUACCCUUGACUCCGAAUGAUUUUUUACUACCAAAGACAGAAUUUAUUGACCAUCCUUUCGGAAUGUUUACGGACCAUGAUUUACUGAAACGGACUUGGAGAGAAUCUCAACGACUUGCAGACUUGAUUUGGAAACGCUGGGUCAAGGAGUACUUGCCCACUUUGACACGACGAGACAAAUGGUACAGAGAUUCUGACAGACCACUGGCGAUUGGUGACGUCGUAGUUGUUGUUGACUCCCAGCUACCCCGCAACCAGUGGCCGCUUGGCAAGAUCGAGCAGGUCUUCCCUGGUAAGGACGACAUGGUUCGCGUUGCUAAAGUUCGGACCAGACAUGGACUCUACACAAGACCGGCGACGAAACUGUGCAGGUUGGACGUACACUCCUCAUCUUGAGUACCAGCCUUCUGGUACUGGAGGUGGGGAUGUCGUGGCGUGCAACCUCUUUGACAAGACAUAAAACCUAUAAUGACUAGACAUAGACAGACUAAGACAGACAUUUGAAAAUAAUUCAAAAAUAAAUGGAACGAGGGCGUACGUGACCAGCAGCGACGCAGUACAUUUUUUGACUUCUGAAAAGACAGACAUACAAAAAGACGAAACAGAACGAAUAAUAAUUGACCGUUCUUAUAUAAGAUGUUCAAGUGACCUUCGACCGUUCAAGUAGUCAUUCGACCGUUCAGUCAUAUUUUGAAAAUGUUUUAUGUCAAUAUUUAAUUCUUUGAGAGAGUUAGAGAUUGGGGCGAGGUAUCGAGGUUUUUAAAAAAUGCAAUAUGUGUUUGCAGCUUGAAGAACAAGUGAAGACUGACUUUAUGAAUACAAUAAUUCUACAAAGGUAACCCUGUUUAUAAUGAGGUCUUACAAAUAAGGCGAAGCAAUAACAAUAUACACGUAUCUCAUUACAACGGAUACGGUUGUCUUCAUUAUCUUAAUCUAAAUACGGAGGUACUUAAGAUAUCUAAUUAUGGUUAAGUGAGACACUAAUGAUAGUGUUUACAAUUAACCAUUACGGAAGCCUCGAUUAUGCUGACGUAACUCUUCCCCCCCCCUAAGAGAAAGGCGUAACGGCGACUGCAACGGCUGCUGGUGGUCUUCCUCAGCUUGUCGUUGUGAAGUUGCUGUUUGCAACUUCUUUCUUGUAUACCAGAAUUUGUAUAUGAUUAUUCCGGUAAACGCCACGGCGAUCAUGAUGUGCAGAAUUAUAGAUGGCCAACUUGGUGUUGUUGGUAUGACUUUGUAGCUCUGGAAUCUUUUGAAUCCUUGUUACUUUUUCAAUUAGAUUAUUAAUAUUAUCUAGUUUUGUAUUUUCCAAAUUUAUAUGCAAAGACACAGUAUUUGGGAUUUGAUGAACAUGAGGAUUUAUGGAGGAAGUGGUAUUGUUUCUAAAAUGUUGAUAUAUUUUAUAUGGGUUUGUAGUAUUUUACCCAUCAAUUCGACUUUACAGUUGUUAUCUAAGGUAAGUAGGUAUACACCUUCACUUCUUUAGUGUUGAAUGUUGCUGUCACAUGAAGUUUUUACCACUUCUUCCUUUUUCAUAAUUAUAAUCCAAUUAUUAUCCUGAAUUUGUUGGAUAAUGUUGUUAUUAAAGUAUGCUACUACAUAUGUACAAUUUUGUGGAUCUUGAUGUUGUAAUAGCUGUGCUAUACAAACUUUUGAUAAUUGAAGAUCUUCCCAAUUGAGGUGUUUGCAUAUUACUCUGUCAUUUGUAAUCUCUGUGCAACGCUCACUUGGAUACGCAAAUUCAUUGUUACCCAAGAUAAGGAAGGGAUAUGUAGGUAUUAAUAUGGUAUUAUUUUUAUUAGGUAUGGAAUAUAGGUGUAACAAUUGGUUAGUAUUAGGGGAAAUCAGACGGAUUUCUAAUAUGAAAUUUAGUGUUUCGUACGUAACGUAUGCUUUUACUAUUAUUACUUUUCCCCAUAAAUGUAUAUUUUCAAUGUUUGGUGAAAAUGGAAAAUCAAAUGAAUUGUCUUUUUCAAUUAAAUUUAACUCUUCUACUAGGAGACUAGGGUCAAUGAUACUAAUUUGAAAAUGCAAUAGCACUUUCCAAGUUUUCUAAUUUAUCAUAUAAUUGUUGAUAUGACCUUGCAAUUUCGUUUAAAAUAUUUAUAGAUUCUUGAAAUGAAGCUUGUGUAGAAUAAUUUUGAAUUUCUUUUUGCAAUUUUAUUUGAUUGUUAUGUAUUAUAUUUGAAUUAUUCUCAUAGUCUUUUAUGAAUUCUCUCAUUAUUGUCAGUGUUUUUCUAGGAUUUUCCGAAUUUGAAUUUAAUGAAAGUUUUAUAUUUUUAAUUUCAUUUUCAAAACUAAUUGCAUCGUCCUGGUCUAAGUUUCCUGUGAUUGCUUUUACUAUUGAACCUAAGGCAUUUAUUAAACCUCUUUUUUGUCUGUUA